UUUAUUUUGCGACUCUGCCGGUGGCCGCCUGGGAGAGAGAGGAGGAGAAGCCUCCGCCUGGCGCCCGAAAGUACGCCGCAGUGUGUUCCUUGGUUUUGUUAGAUCACCUUCCGAGUUUGCGUGGAGUUAGGGAUCUUUGUUUACGUUCAUCCGGAAGCUAGGACGGCGAUCGCGUGCUUUUCCGCGGGAGAGAGUAACAAGAUAACGAAAUAAGCCUAGCUUAUAGAGGUCAUCGCAGAUUGAAGAUCUCCAACUGACGAAUGCAUAACAAGAAGACAACUAAAUAAAGUGAGAAGUAUGGAGGCCCUCACAGGUGGCUGGGUUGCUUUCUGUGGGGAAUCUCAGUCCUCGCGUAAUGCUUCAGAUUGCGGAAAAACUGACACGUCAGCUUGUUCUACGUUUUUGGGUGCGACGCACUCUCCUCUCUGUAUAAGGAAUGGGAUUUCCCUGUGUAUGAAUAUCUUGCUUCUGUUUAUGUUCUUCUUCAGUCUCACCCGUAAAGGAUCGAGAGCAGCAAGGAGAAACCUACACUGGCAGCAACUUUCGCGUCUACAAAGAUUUUCUGCUGUAUAUAAUGGUAUUUUGGGGCUGGGUUACACUGUGUUGGGAUUUUGGAUUCUCCAGGAGAGAUGGAGAAUCGGUCAAGCUGUAAUACCUUUACACCUGUGGUUAGUGCCACUGUUUCAAGGUUUAACAUGGACAUUGUUAGGCUUGACAGUCAGUCUUAGAACAGAGCAACUUGAAAGGAAUUUUUUGAGGCUCUGGGCCUUUAUUUCAUCCUUUUUUGCCCUAUUCUUGACUUCUACAGCCAUUUUAGCUGCUGCAACCUAUAAAGAGUUGACAACUAAAAUUGUCCUUGAUCUCCUGUUAUUGCCUGGCUCUCUGUCGCUUGUACUCUGCAUAAGAUAUUCCAGAAAAAUUGAAUACGGUCCAAUUGAUGGUGGUGAUCUAUACACUCCAUUGAACGGCAAAAAUGAGCUCAAUCUUAACGAGCACGUGACUCCAUUUUCCAGGGCUUCACUUUUGAGUCGAUUUUCAUUUUGGUGGAUGAAUUCCAUAAUGAAAAAGGGUUGGGAAGCUCCCUUGGAAGAGAAAGACAUACCUAAGCUAGGCAUGGAGGACCAGGCACAAGGCUGUUAUGCACUAUUUACUGAGAGAAUGAACAAAGAAAAGGCAAAUAAUAAAUCUAGAUCACCCUCUUUCUUCUGGACGUUGGCUUUCUGUCACCGCAGGGAAAUAAUGGUGUCUGGAUUUUUUGCGUUUCUUAAAAUUGUCACUGCUUCAUCAGGCCCUAUGCUUCUUAAUGCGUUUAUCAGGGUUGCAGAAGGCAACGAAUCAUUCAAAUAUGAGGGUUAUAUUCUUGCCAUAUCUUUGUUUUUUGCAAAAGCACUUGAGUCUCUAUCCCAGAGGCAGUGGUACUUUAGGACAAGAAGGAUUGGUCUUCAAUUAAGAUCACUUCUGUCAGCUGCUGUAUACCAAAAGCAACUAAGGCUCUCUAACGAGGCUAAGAUGAGGCAUUCUGCUGGUGAGAUAAUGAACUAUUUGAAUGUAGAUGCUUACCGCAUUGGUGAGUUCCCUUUCUGGUUCCAUCAGACUUGGACAACGAGCCUCCAGCUUUGUCUUGCACUGGCAAUUCUCUACAGUGCAGUGGGUGCUGCUACUGCUUCAGCGUUGAUUGUCAUUGUACUGACUGUCCUAUGUAAUGCGCCCCUUGCAAAGCUUCAGCACAAAUUCCAGACCAAGCUUAUGCAGGCACAAGAUGAAAGGCUGAAGGCAGUUUCAGAAGCUCUGGUGAACAUGAAAGUGCUGAAACUGUACGCAUGGGAACUGCACUUCAAGUCAGUCAUAGAGGAAUUGCGCAAAGUAGAAUACAAAUGGUUAUCAGCUUUUCAGCUAAGAAAGGCUUACAACAGUUUCCUUUUCUGGACAUCGCCUGUGCUGGUUUCAACUGCUACCUUUGCUACGUGCUAUUUUCUAGGAGUUCCUCUUCAGGCCAGCAAUGUCUUUACCUUUGUGGCAACCCUCCGACUUGUUCAAGAUCCCGUUAGAUCAAUACCUGAUGUUCUUGGAGUGGUUAUUCAAGCCAGGGUUGCAUUUGCAAGAAUAGUGAACUUUCUGGAGGCUCCUGAGUUGGUGAAUGGACAUAUCAAGAGGGAUAUCAGUGAGAGAGAGAAUGAAUAUUCAGUAUAUAUAAAGUCUGCUAACUUAGCAUGGGAAGGAGAUGCACCUAAACCUACUCUAAGAAAUAUAACGGUCAUGGCCAGGCUAGGUCAGAAGAUUGCAAUUUGUGGAGAAGUUGGGUCCGGAAAGUCAACCCUUCUUUCUGCAAUUCUUGGGGAGGUUCCUAUCAGAGAAGGCACUUUGCAAGUUUUUGGGACAAUUGCAUAUGUCUCUCAAACUGCUUGGAUUCAGAGUGGAACAAUAAGAGACAACAUUCUGUUUGGUUCUCCCAUGAAUAUCCAGAAGUACCAAAAUGUAAUUGAAAAGUGCUCAUUGGCAAAAGAUCUUGAGAUGAUGCCAUUCAGAGAUCUCACUGAGAUAGGAGAAAGAGGUGUUAACCUCAGUGGUGGUCAAAAACAGCGUAUCCAACUGGUGCGUGCAGUGUAUCAGGAUGCAGAUAUAUAUUUGUUAGACGAUCCAUUUAGUGCUGUUGAUGCACAUACUGCUAGUAGUUUGUUCAACGAUUGCAUAAUGGAUGCUCUGUCACAGAAGACUGUCUUCUUAGUGACUCACCAGGUUGAUUUUCUUCCAGCCUUUGAUAUUGUACUGUUAAUGUCAGAAGGAGAAAUAAUACAUUCUGCUCCUUAUCACAAGCUGCUAGAUUCUAGUUCAGAAUUUCAAGAACUUGUCAAUGCACACCAAGACACAAUGAGUUCAGAGAAGCUUGCCAAUGUCGUGUCAUCUCAGACUGGGAAGAAUAGAUUGUCAUCAACUACUGUGACCAAGCCAUCUGAUGAUGAGAAUCUAAUGGGAAAAGUUGCAACAGCUAAUCAACUAAUUAAGCAGGAGGAAAAGGAAAGAGGAGAUACGGGUUUUAAGCCUUACAUUCAGUACUUGAGUCAGAACAAGGGUUUCCUGUACUUUGGCUUUGUUAUUUUUUCCCAUGCAUCUUUUGUCAGCACUCAAAUCCUACAAAAUUCAUGGAUGGCUGCCAAUGUUCAGAAUCCUCACAUCAGCAUGUUGCGCCUAAUCACAGUCUACUCAAUAAUUGGGUUUGGAGGAUCUGCGUUUCUAUUUUGUAGAUCUCUCUUUGUGGUCGUAUUGGGCUUGCAGACUUCAAAAUCAUUGUUUGCGCAGUUAUUGAAGUCUCUCUUUCGUGCGCCAAUGUCCUUCUAUGAUUCAACACCUCUUGGAAGGAUUUUGAGCAGGAUCUCCUCUGAUUUAAGCAUUGUUGACCUUGAUGUCCCGUUCAGCCUAGCUUUUGCAUGUUCUGCAACCAUUAAUGCGUAUAGUAAUCUUGGGGUGUUGUCUGUUGUCACUUGGCCAGUCUUAUUUGUUGCAGUACCAAUGAUAUACAUCAGCCUACGGUUGCAGAGAUAUUAUUUUUCAACUGCAAAGGAACUGAUGCGAAUCAAUGGGACAACAAAAUCUGUGGUAGCAAAUCACUUGUCAGAAUCUAUAUCAGGAGCCAUGACCAUCAGAGCUUUCAGAGAGGAGGAACGAUUCCUUGCAAAAUCUAUGGAACUCAUCGACAAGAAUGCUAGUCCCUUUUUCCAUAAUUUUGCAGCAAGUGAGUGGCUGAUCCAACGGCUAGAAACACUUAGUGCAGUCGUUCUGUCUUCCUCAGCUCUAGCCAUGGUUUUACUUCCCUCUGGAACUUUUAGCCCUGGAUUUAUUGGGAUGGCUUUGUCUUAUGGUCUGUCCUUGAAUAUAUCUCUUGUUUUCUCUAUUCAAAAUCAAUGUAUACUGGGAAAUUACAUUAUCUCUGUUGAACGGUUAAACCAGUACAUGUAUGUGAACAGCGAGGCCCCCGAGCUGAUAGAAGGAAGCCGACCUGCUGUGAACUGGCCUGAUGUCGGCAAGGUUGAGAUUCAGGACCUGAAGAUCAGAUAUAGGCCAGAUACUCCACUUGUGCUUCGGGGAAUUACGUGCACGUUUCAAGGAGGGCAGAAGAUAGGUAUUGUUGGUCGAACAGGGAGUGGGAAGACAACUCUGAUUAGUGCUUUGUUUCGUUUGGUUGAGCCUGCUGGUGGUAAAAUCAUCAUAGACGGGCUUGAUAUCUCUGCCAUUGGUUUGCAUGAUCUAAGGUCUCGCCUAGGGAUCAUUCCCCAAGAACCCACCCUCUUCCAUGGAACUGUUCGGUACAAUUUGGAUCCUUUGCAACAACACUCUGAUCAUGAAAUCUGGGAGGUCCUUGGCAAGUGUCAGCUGAGAGAAACUGUUCAGGAGAAAAAGGACGGGCUCGAUGCACUAGUGGUGGAAGACGGAUCCAAUUGGAGCAUGGGUCAAAGGCAGCUGUUUUGCUUGGGGAGAGCACUGCUGAGGAGAAGCAAGAUACUGGUGCUGGAUGAAGCAACUGCUUCGAUCGACAAUGCAACCGAUUCGAUCCUCCAAAAGACAAUACGGACCGAGUUCGCUGAUUGCACUGUCAUCACCGUUGCUCACAGGAUACCGACAGUGAUGGACUGUACGAUGGUGCUCGCCAUCAGUGACGGCCAACUCAUGGAAUUCGAUGAGCCAUUGAAUCUGAUGAAGAGAGAAGGGUCGCUUUUCGGGGAGCUUGUCAAAGAGUACUGGUUUCAUGCAUCCAGUUCUACCGGCAACUAAAGGAAUUCACCCUGGAAUCGCAGUCGGGCAUAAACCACUAUUCGGUAAUGGCCUCCGAUCUCCGGCCGCCGUCAGGAGGUCUGGUUAGAAAGCCAAAGUCAUGUACCCACAAGAAAGCGAAGGCACUGCUUCAAGUACGAACUCAAUUCUCAUACUUCCCUAAGAUCGAAGCCGUGGCCCAACUGCAAGUCUUGAGGAUGAAGAGCUCUGGUGCUAUUGAGGAUCCUGGGUUGUAUUAUAAAAUUUAUCUGGCCCUGCCAACACCUUUGUACGUGUUGUGUCCUCACAUAGGGCUAUGCAUAAAAGUGUUGCUAGGUGUGAGAUUCGGUGAUUAGCCCGCCUGUGGAAAAUUGAAAUUUUACCGAAAUCCAUUUUAUGUGACGCUCAUGUCCUCGAUGAUAUUAUUAGAAUAAAAUUAAGAGAGCUUUGUUGGCU
Messenger RNA from Nymphaea colorata (pocket water lily), 5202 nucleotides. RefSeq names its product ABC transporter C family member 10-like. Gene Ontology annotation, biological process: transmembrane transport. The coding region runs from base 298 to 4767 and encodes 1489 amino acids. The transcript is spliced from 13 exons. Gene Ontology annotation, molecular function: ATP binding; ABC-type transporter activity; ATP hydrolysis activity. The record is from RefSeq and is a predicted model, not a curated record. Gene Ontology annotation, cellular component: plant-type vacuole; vacuolar membrane. Lineage: Eukaryota; Viridiplantae; Streptophyta; Magnoliopsida; Nymphaeales; Nymphaeaceae.